This is a messenger RNA of Trichophyton verrucosum HKI 0517, 624 nucleotides long. RefSeq lists its product as uncharacterized. Lineage: Eukaryota; Fungi; Ascomycota; Eurotiomycetes; Onygenales; Arthrodermataceae. The coding region runs from base 1 to 624 and encodes 207 amino acids. The transcript is spliced from 2 exons. The record is from RefSeq and is a predicted model, not a curated record.
AUGCAGGUCUGCGGGCGCGUGGACGGAGUCUCCGCUGUCCCGCUGGUUCUUGCCGAUGACCUCGAAGAAGGCGACGGGGACGAGGCCGCGGGCGUUGGGGAAGAGCGGGUUGCAGGCCUCGUACCAGUGCUGGUCGUCCUCUCUGCUGAUGACGUGGAAGAAGUCUCCCUUGCUGAAGGCGAGCUCCUCUCUGUUCUCGGGCGACGGCUGGUAGUCGUACAGCGCUUUUAUCACCUGUCAAGAGGACAAGAUGAGCAGGAGAAGAAGAAGAAAAGAGGCUAUCUGACCUUCUUGGGCGGCAAGAUGGCGAGGGCUGACUUGGGCGUGAUCGAGACAUGCUGGUGGUGCUGCGACUUUUCCUUGUCGCCCUUGAGCGAGCGCCGGAUGGCCUUGAGUGAAGCAGUUAGCCGGGGUCACAGCGACUGGGAGACAGCAAGAGAGAGAGACGGCCUACCUUCAUGGCGCUGGCUGAGACUGUCGAUGGGCUGUGACUUUGUUCUUCUGCGCUUGUCAGAGAGUUACAGGAAGAAGAAGAAGAAGAAGAAGAAGAAAAGGACAAGAAAGUGGCGAAGGAAGAAGAAAAAGACGAAGACGGGAGGGAAAAGGACGCCCCUAGCAAGUUAA